GAGAAUCCUGCUGUGCUGGCCGAGAGCUGUUUCAGAGAACUGCUGGGUAGAGCGACUUUUGGGAAUAUGAAUAAUGCUGUUAGACCAGUUUUUGCGCAUUUAGAUCAUCACAAACUGUGGGAUCCCAAUGAAUUUGCAGUUCACUGCUUUAAAAUUAUAAUGUAUUCUAUUCAGGCUCAGUAUUCUCAUCAUGUGAUCCAGGAGAUUCUAGGACACCUUGAUGCUUGUAAAAAAGAUUCUCCACGGGUUCGUGCGGGUAUUAUUCAGGUUCUGUUAGAGGCUGUUGCCAUUGCUGCUAAAGGCUCCAUAGGGCCCACCGUGCUGGAAGUGUUCAAUACCCUAUUGAAGCAUCUGCAUCUCAGUGUUGAAUUUGAAGCAAACGAUUUACAGGGGGGACCUAUAGGUAGUGCCAACUUAAGCACAAAUUCCAAAGACAAUGACGAGAAGAUUGUGCAGAACGCUAUCAUCCAAACAAUAGGAUUUUUUGGAAGUAAUCUGCCAGAUUAUCAGAGGUCAGAAAUCAUGAUGUUCAUCAUGGGGAAAGUACCUGUUUUUGGAACAUCUACCCAUACUUUGGAUAUCAGUCAACUAGGGGAUUUGGGAACGAGGCGGAUUCAGAUAAUGUUGCUGAGGUCUUUACUCAUGGUAACCUCUGGAUACAAAGCAAAGACAAUUGUUACUGCACUUCCAGGGUCUUUUCUGGAUCCUUUGUUGUCUCCAUCUCUUAUGGAAGAUUAUGAACUGAGACAGUUAGUUCUGGAGGUCAUGCACAACCUCAUGGAUCACCACGACAAUAGAGCCAAGCUCCGGGGGAUCAGAAUAAUACCAGAUGUAGCUGACCUAAAGAUAAAAAGAGAAAAAAUCUGUAGACAAGAUACAAGUUUCAUGAAAAGGAAUGGGCAACAGCUAUAUAGGCACAUAUAUUUGGGCUGUAAAGAGGAAGACAAUGUUCAGAAAAACUAUGAGCUACUUUACACUUCUCUUGCUCUUAUAACCAUUGAACUGGCCAACGAAGAAGUGGUUAUCGAUCUUAUCCGCCUGUAA
Messenger RNA from Lepus europaeus (European hare), 1044 nucleotides. RefSeq names its product protein EFR3 homolog A-like. The transcript has a single exon. Gene Ontology annotation, cellular component: plasma membrane. Gene Ontology annotation, biological process: protein localization to plasma membrane. Lineage: Eukaryota; Metazoa; Chordata; Mammalia; Lagomorpha; Leporidae. The record is from RefSeq and is a predicted model, not a curated record. The annotation marks the transcript as partial.